UGUUGUGCUUGUGUGUGAGAACUGUACCUGUUUGCGUACAUUUUGGUGCUGCUUGCUAUAAAUAGUCCCCGCUUGUGGCUCGGUUGGUGAUUCUGUGGGAGACGAUGGCUGCACCAGGACCUCCUCUGCUCUGGUUUCUGUCCCUGUUGCUGCUGCUGCUUUUGAGCAAGGCAUCCCUGCCUGCGGCUGCAUACACGCUCAUCCCAGCACAACAGCCACAACACAAAGUCCUCCAGCUGGACUGGCCACAGGAUUGUGGCAUGCCCCACUUCAAGCCAAACAUGAUUGAGAGGAUUGUCUCUGGAAAUGAGGCCAGACCUCACUCCUGGCCCUGGCAGGUCUCUCUGCAGGUUCGACCCAGAGGAAGUAAACACUACAUUCAUGUCUGUGGAGGAACUCUCAUCCAUAAGAACUGGGUGCUAACUGCAGCUCACUGCUUCCAAAAGGGAAAAGCGGAGGAUCCAGGGAGCUGGAGGAUUGUCCUUGGGAAGCACCAGCUGAAACGCUCAGAGUCUGCAGAGAGGAUUUUCCCCAUCAAGAGGAUCUACCGGCACGAGAACUUCCGCUAUCCUACUCACAGCGAGCUGGACUACGACAUCGCGCUGGUGAAGGCCGGCACGGACAUCCUGCCUUCAAACUUCAUCCGCUAUGCCUGCCUGCCGCGCAAGCAGAGCCCCCUCAAACCGGGGCACUACUGCUGGGUGACGGGCUGGGGAGACACCAGAGGUGGGAAGGAGAACGUCUCCCUGGCAGAAGCGCUGAAUCAAGCCCGUCUGCCCAUCAUCGACUUCAAAACUUGCAAGCAGAAGAAGUUCUGGGGCGACCGUGUCCGGGACUCCAUGAUCUGUGCCGGGUUCAGGGACACCGAGGGCCCACCUGCAGCAUGUCAGGGCGACUCAGGUGGUCCUCUGCUGUGCCAGCUUGGCCGUGAUCGCUGGGAGGUGCACGGCGUGGUGAGCUUUGGCCCCAUCGGCUGCACCGUGGAGAACAAACCCAGCGUCUUCACCCGCACCACGGCCUACAUCCCCUGGAUAGAGGCGACCCGCAUCAGGGACUUCUUCCUGCACUGAGAGGGCCCUGCUGACUCAGCAAACCUAACCUCUGCUCCCUUACACCAUUCCUUUUUCCUUCACUACAUUGUGAAGCAAACACUUCACAAUGUAAAUAUGACCUUUAAACGUGCAGCUAGUUUUCAUUUACGUACAUCGGCAUUUACAAGUUACUUUCUGCAAUAAAAGUGAUAAAAAGCUGAA
Messenger RNA from Xiphophorus maculatus (southern platyfish), 1253 nucleotides. RefSeq names its product elastase-1-like. The record is from RefSeq and is a predicted model, not a curated record. Gene Ontology annotation, molecular function: serine-type endopeptidase activity. NCBI's taxonomy places the organism in Eukaryota, Metazoa, Chordata, Actinopteri, Cyprinodontiformes, Poeciliidae. Gene Ontology annotation, biological process: proteolysis. The coding region runs from base 105 to 1070 and encodes 321 amino acids. The transcript is spliced from 6 exons.